This is a messenger RNA of Branchiostoma floridae (Florida lancelet), 1278 nucleotides long. RefSeq names its product UPF0184 protein. The transcript is spliced from 2 exons. The record is from RefSeq and is a predicted model, not a curated record. Bases 327 to 611 code for a protein of 94 amino acids. Lineage: Eukaryota; Metazoa; Chordata; Leptocardii; Amphioxiformes; Branchiostomatidae.
UGUCUCUGAUUGGCUUACGGCUUUGGGGAAUUCAAACAACUCACAGACUUACGUUGGAAUUUUUACGCAAAAUUCGAAGUAUCUGAUUAUUCUAGAUGGUAUCAGAGUCCAAGUGUAAUAAAUUGCAUUACAAAACUUCUGCUAAACAUUCAUGUUUUUGUAACCAAAAGUUCUUUGAGAAAUCUGGUUGCUUCCGUAUUGGCCAAUGACAUAGCGUCUUGCAGAGACAGAUCUAGUGGGUUGAACAGAGGUUCAUUCACCACACAGGAGAAUAUUGCGUUUGGAAGAGAAUCUAGGUUUUCGUGUCAGAUAUUUCGUUCCGGAGAAUGAUCUACAUGGCGAACGUUAACGGCUACGUGGAUCUGCUCGAAGGCAUUCCAGAUGAGACAAAAGAAGAAAUGGUGGAGCUGAAUAACACCCUGGACAAGCUGGACUCCUGCCUGGACGCCCUGGAGGAACAGAACGACUCGCUGAACGCGAAGUUACGCGACCUUCUCCAGUCCAGCCAGCAGGCUCGGCAGGAGCUACAGGCCGAGAGGCAGUCCCUGGAGACGGAUCAGAACACAGAAUCCAGCCAGACAAAAUCAGAUCAGGAACAGAAGAAACAGUAGCACUGAUAUACAAGCCUUCUAAAUUGUCUUAGACUCCAGUUAGCAAUUUGAUGUAGAUAAACGGAAAGUAGGGAAACAGAGGUACGCAAUAGGCUGAAGCCGUAUCUGUAUCUGUAUCAGUAAAUCUGCUAGGAAAGUACUUUUUUUAUACCACCUCUAGCUCUGGCUUUAUUUUAGUCUACCAAGUUAUGGAUCCUUCUCCAGUCCACUCAGCAAGCACAACAGGAACUACAGGCAGAGAGGCAGUCCCUGGAGAUGGAUCAGAACACAAAAUCAGACCAGGAGCAGAAGAAAAAGUAACAUUAAUAUCCACUCAUAGAUACUAGCCUUCCAACUUACUAAUAAUGUCUUAGCCUCCAGUUAGCAAUUUGAUAUAGAGUAAGAGAGAGUAGGGAAACAGAGGUACGCAAUAGGCUGAAGCCAUAGAUCUGCUAGCAAAGUACAUAAUACUUUCUUAUACCACUGCUAGCUUUGUGUCAGCCUACAGAGUUAUGGAGCGUAAUCCAGUCCAGUCAGCAAGAACAAUAAGAGCUACGGGCUGUGCUGACAAUCUCAGAAAACAGAACACAGAACCAGGCAUAAAAUCAGGCCAGGAGUAAAAGAAACAUUAGCUAGCAUUGGUGUCCACUGCUAGGACUUAAACUAAUAAAUAAUUCUGAAGAACCAA